AUGGGUCCAAUACGAAACACUCGUAAGAAUGAUCAUUUUACAUUAUCCACCAAUAUCAAUAACUCAGAAAGAGAUAAACUUGAUCUCUAUUCUACAAUUGAUAAACAAUAUUCAACAGAUAAAAUUCAACGAACACCAAGUACAAUCAAUAAUAUGUCUACUAAAAUCGAUGAAGAUAAUUCUGAACAUGAUGAUUGUUUUAUUAAAUAUAAUUUUGUUUCAUCAUCUGAAGAAAAAAAUCAACGAAUAAAUGAAAGAAAUCGAAAAGAUGAAACAUCUAAAAUACAAACAGAAGAAGAAAAUCAAAAUGAUCAAGAUCAACCAGCAUAUUUAGUCGAAGAAAUCAAUACUAUAACAGCACUUAUUAUUUAUGAUAUUUAUUCAAAAAAACAUCGAUUUAAAUUUCAUUCAAAAUAUCAAGUUACAUCUCCAAAUUAUUUUUUUGAUAAUAUAGAUCGAUUCGAUUCUGUUUACUCAUGUUUAAUUGAUAAAAUAUUAUUAUUAAAAAAUAAAAAUUUUAAAAAAUCUAAUCUUCUACAAAAUUCUUUACGUAAUCGUUUUCUAAUUCUACCAAAUGUAAAUGAAUUAAAAAAUUUUCAACAAAAUGAACAAUUACGUGUUUAUAAAGAAAAACAAGCAGUUCUUAAUCGAGUACCAUUUAUUCCAAAUAUUUUAUCAUCUCAACGAACAUGUCCUUAUUAUAAUUUUGAUGAAAUGAAAAAAAUUCGAGAUCAACUUAGUUAG
This is a messenger RNA of Rotaria sordida, 744 nucleotides long. The record is from the annotation of a GenBank genome assembly. NCBI's taxonomy places the organism in Eukaryota, Metazoa, Rotifera, Eurotatoria, Philodinida, Philodinidae.